Molecule: messenger RNA, 1215 nt
Organism: Pieris brassicae (large cabbage white)
Lineage: Eukaryota; Metazoa; Arthropoda; Insecta; Lepidoptera; Pieridae
Gene: ringer
Product: tubulin polymerization-promoting protein homolog
Exons: 4
Coding region: 150-761 (203 amino acids)
Biological process (GO): microtubule bundle formation; positive regulation of protein polymerization; microtubule polymerization
Cellular component (GO): microtubule
Molecular function (GO): tubulin binding
Source: RefSeq, a predicted model, not a curated record
GCUGUGCCGUGAAUAGACAACGCCGUGUGCAAUAGUGUUUGCGCGUGUAAUCUCUCAUCUGUACAAUUAAAUGUGAGUUCAAUAACUACGUUAUACGUACGUGUAAUAUUGCAAAAAAAAUUGGCACUUAUUAUUGAUACAGUAACAAAAUGUCUGCGGAACCAGCACAAGAGGCCGUGGAGCAAGUAUCCCAGGGGGUGAAGGACGUCAAGUUGGAGAAUGGGUCAGCGCCAGGGGCAGCCAAUGGAACACCAACAAAGACCGAUGACAAUGCUAUACCUUUUAAGGAUAUCUUCAAAAUGUUCUCGAAAUUCGGCGACUCCAAAUCCGACGGAAAGCAAAUAACACUGUCACAGAGCGAUAAAUGGAUGAAACAAGCAAAAGUAAUCGACGGAAAGAAAAUUACGACAACUGACACAGCGAUCUAUUUCAAAAAACUUAAAUCUGUUAAAGUCGGCAUUGAAGACUACCAGAAAUUCCUCGAUGACCUCGCGAAGAAUAAGAAGGUUGAUAUUGAGGAAAUAAAAAAGAAACUCACCACAUGUGGCCAGCCCGGUGUAUCAACCCAUUUACCAAAAUCACCAGCCGCAGCCGCUGCUGUGGAUAGGUUGACGGACACAACAAAAUACACUGGUUCUCACAAACAACGAUUUGACGACACCGGCAAGGGUAAAGGCAUCGCUGGGCGUAAGGAUCUUGUUGAUGGUUCGGGCUACGUAACGGGAUACCAACACAAGGACACGUACGGCAAAGGCCAUUAGCUGCCCAGAACUCUCUUAUCUAUUAGUGCUGACUGUUCCACUACAUUUUCAAUAUUUACUUGUUUAUACUGGCAUAUAAAUUAAAUUAAAUGCAUCAAUGUCCCAUGGUGGAGUCCGGGAUAGUUUACCCACCGUUAUAUAAAAACGAUAUGUGAAGCCUACAGUGCAUUGAUAUUCUUCUUUUUAGAAACAAAAAACUAUCUAACGAACAGUAAGCACUAAUUCGUUUUUUUUCUUAAGAAUAGGUUUAUAAUGUAAGGAAAUAAUUUUUCAAGUUUGCACAAUAUUUAUACGUAUAAUAUUUCGAUGUUUUCACAAACAAUUUUGGGUUACACACAAUAUAUUAGUAUAAUAGAUUACGUUCUUCCAUUAAGUACAAGGUACAUGUAGAAUAUUUAAUUUAUAGUAGUAAUAAUAACAUUCCCGAAUUUUACAUUGUCUAAUUUAAAAACUU